AUGACGCCUGAACUCGGAAAGUCGCUUAUCAACAUGGCUGCGGCUGCAGACGUUGACCAGAUGAGAACCCUACUUGCGACCGGCGAAGAGUCGCCUUCGGAGGAGACCAUCCAGAGCCUUCUGACGACAGCUGCGGGAGGCUCCCACCUUGACGUUGUCAAUUUACUGUUGACUCAGUACCCCACUGUUUCUCCGAACGAGGAGGUUGUCCGAGCUGCGGUUUACACCGGCUCAAUCCCCAUUUUCAAGGCCUUACUCGCCCGGGAUUCCUCUUUGAUCAACAUGCAGUUCGACAGGCGUGGCACGCCUCUCAUCGUGGCGUGCAUGAGCAAGCAGACAGUUGAGUACCUGCGGUUUCUACUUGAGGCUGGCGCCGACCCAAAUCAGGACCCAGACGCAGCCUCUUUCCCGCUUGCGCUUGUGGCAGCGUUCUACACUGACCCCGCCGCAAUCGACCUGCUGCUGGAACACGGUGCCCGCCUGGAAAGGUCCGGCGCGCUAUCUGCCGCCUCCCGGCGUGGCAAUGAGCCGAUGAUCUAUUAUCUCUUGGAGCGCGGCAUUCGUCUCGACACCGAUGCUCCCACUAUGGGGACAGACGCGCUGCCCCUCCAUGUGGCUGUCAAGAGUGGCCACGCUGGCGCAGCCAGAAUUCUGCUACAACACGGCGCCGACCCAGAUACUACCGAUGCCAGUGGCGCUACGGCUUUCGAGGUUGCUAAGUAG
Messenger RNA from Dothidotthia symphoricarpi CBS 119687, 723 nucleotides. Its product is annotated as ankyrin. Bases 1 to 723 code for a protein of 240 amino acids. Gene Ontology annotation, molecular function: protein binding. The transcript has a single exon. The record is from RefSeq and is a predicted model, not a curated record. Lineage: Eukaryota; Fungi; Ascomycota; Dothideomycetes; Pleosporales; Dothidotthiaceae.